Messenger RNA from Saccharomyces cerevisiae S288C, 123 nucleotides. RefSeq names its product Pls1p (gene PLS1). The transcript has a single exon. NCBI's taxonomy places the organism in Eukaryota, Fungi, Ascomycota, Saccharomycetes, Saccharomycetales, Saccharomycetaceae. The coding region runs from base 1 to 123 and encodes 40 amino acids. Gene Ontology annotation, cellular component: peroxisomal matrix; cytosol. The record is from RefSeq and is marked reviewed.
AUGACAGCAAAGACGAAACAAAGCUGGAAUAAGGGGAUCUGGGAAAACGGGAAACAAGGUUCACAUCAGCAAACAUUUCUACCGAAAAUCUGGGUAAACAUUUAUAGUACCCCAACAUCUUAA